Morus notabilis is the source of this 1796-nucleotide messenger RNA. Its product is annotated as ABSCISIC ACID-INSENSITIVE 5-like protein 5. The coding region runs from base 286 to 1530 and encodes 414 amino acids. Gene Ontology annotation, biological process: positive regulation of DNA-templated transcription. Gene Ontology annotation, cellular component: nucleus. Gene Ontology annotation, molecular function: DNA-binding transcription factor activity. The record is from RefSeq and is a predicted model, not a curated record. The transcript is spliced from 5 exons. NCBI's taxonomy places the organism in Eukaryota, Viridiplantae, Streptophyta, Magnoliopsida, Rosales, Moraceae.
AAAUGAACAAAUAUAUGAAAAUCGUUUAUAUAUAUAGGCGAGCAGCAAAAGACAGUAGACAUUUGGCGGUUGUGGUGGCAGAAGGCCUGCUAAGCUAAGCAAGAAAAAAGAAGAACGCAGCCAAAGAAGCCACCAGAAAGAGAAAUUUUCUGAAAACCCGAAAAUACCCAAAAAAGCAAAAAAAUAGAGUAGACGAAAAAAAAAAGAAAGAAGAAGGCGGAACAGAAGCAAGAUUCAUAUCGCGGACAAUCAGAAGCUUCGAGAUUUUUAGAUUCGCGCGCAAAAAUGGGGUCAAAUAUGAACUUCAGGGCGUUCGGGAACGAGCUGCCGGCGAGCGGCGGCGGCGUAGGGAGGCCGCCGGGCGGCAAUCAGCUGGUGAGACAGUCGUCGAUCUACUCUCUGACCUUUGACGAGUUCCAGAACACCAUGGGUGGGAGCUUGGGAAAGGAUUUUGGUUCAAUGAACAUGGACGAGCUUCUGAAGAACAUUUGGAGCGCGGAGGAGAUCCAGUCGAUGACGUCGGUCGGCGGCGCAUCGGUCGCCGUGCAGAGCGGUGGCGGCGGCGCGCCUCUGCAGAGGCAGGGCUCGUUGACUCUGCCGAGGACGCUGAGCCAGAAGACCGUGGACGAGGUCUGGAGAAACAUUUCCAAGGAAGGGAAUGGAGCCGUUGGGGCUAGUGUACCGCAAAGGCAGCAAACCCUAGGAGAGAUGACUUUGGAGGAGUUCUUGGUGAGAGCUGGGGUUGUGAGAGAAGAUAAUAAUAGCCAAUUGGGUGAGAAGCAACCGCCGAAUGGAACUGGCUUCUUCGGUAAUAACAUCAACAACGCGAGUUUAGGAAUUGGAGCAGGAUUGAUCGGGAAUCGGAUUACGGAUACUAGUAACAAUCAGAUUCCAAUUCAAGCUGCGAACUUGCCUUUGAACGUUAAUGGCGUGAGAUCGAAUCAGCAACAGCAGAUUUUUCCAAAGCAGCCCGCUAUGGGUUACGCGUCUCAGUUGCCUCUGCAAACUGGGGCUAAUCAUCUGGGAAGUCCCGGUGUGAGGAGUGGGAUCAUGGGCAUUUCGGAGCAGGGUAACUUGGGAGGUGCUUUGGUACAAAGUGGAGGAGGGAUGGGAAUGGUUGGAUUAGGAGCUGGGGCUGUGACUAUGGCUUCUGGGUCGCCUGCGAAUCAGAUAUCGUCUGAUGGGAUGAAGAGCAACGGCGAUACGUCGUCGGUUUCGCCGGUGCCCUUCGUGUUUAACGGCGGUUUACGGGGGAGGAAGUGCAGUGGGGCUGUGGAGAAAGUUGCGGAGAGGAGGCAGAGGAGGAUGAUUAAGAACAGAGAGUCUGCUGCCAGGUCGAGAGCUCGCAAGCAGGCUUACACUAUGGAACUGGAAGCAGAAGUUGCCAAGUUAAAAGAGGAUAACGAAGAGUUGAGGAAGAAACAGGAAGAAAUUAUUGAAAUGCAGAAGAACCAGGCAAUGGACAUGAUGAACAUGCAGCGGGGAGGGAAGAAGCGGUGCUUGAGAAGAACACAGACAGGUCCAUGGUGAAGUGUAGCGGUGCGAUUGUGAAUCUGUAGUUGGAAGCUUGUAGUAGGUGUCUUGUACAUACGUAAGGCGAAUGUGUUUUCUGUUGUAGAUCAUGAGAGCUUUAGUGUGUUGUAGGUAACUUUUUUUUUUAAAAUAAUAAUAAUAAUAAGUUAUAUGAUCCUCCAUGGCUUCUCCUAACAUGAGUAUAGAUAGGGAAGGAGAAGCCGAAUACAUCUGUGAGAUAUUGCCUGAUAAUACAUAUUUUAGAGCCAUGUUAGUUUUUAUCA